ACAGUGAAGGAAGGAAAGUCAUAGCGAAGUUCCCAUCAAUACUUCUGUCAGUGAACACUGGUGAUUGAGUGUCACUUGUGAAAUAAGUGUGUAGUUUUAGUUUUAGCGUUCUUAUAAGAGAUUUUAGUUUCCCGGCAUGCGUGGCAUUGACGAAUGUAAAAGCAGCACAAUUUACAGGCGACUGGAGGCAGCAGAAAACGCUAAGAAGCUGAAGGGUGAGGAGAAUGGUGAGGAAGAAGUAGAGGAGGAGGAGGAUUUCGAUGGUGAGGAGGAGGAGGACCUUGGCGAGAACGAAGAGGAGUUAGACGAGGAAGCUGAAGAAGAGGAGGAAGGUGAGGGUGAAGAAGGGGAAGGCGAGGAAGACGAAGAGGAAGAGGAGGAUGCGUAAAACGACAGCUGCUGACGAAUACCGGCGAAGCAUCUCCAACAAGCCGGGGACCACACCAACCAUCAUCACCACAACACUAUUGCUUUUAUCAACUAAGUAGGACGCGAGGCCAGGGGAGCUGUGGCCGAUGGGCAAUGCUAGUUUUUAUUAUUGUAUUAUAUAUCACGUACCUGUACAGUCAGUGCGAGAGGCGCGAAUGGGCGAGUGAUUGGAAAGAGCCCCUUGCCCACGCCUCCCCCGGCCCUCCCCCUUCGUGGAGCUCAUCCAGCGUCCUUACACAGCAGCGACGCCUGCACCAGCCGCCCACCAAACCGCCGCCUUUGUAUGCUUACACAGGAGGUGGGGUCGUGGGUUCCCCGGCCGCGACCAAGGCAGCAGUAAAGCAGGAGUUUUUGUGACGUUUAACAGACGUCGUCGUUAAUAUACAAGACCACCAAAGUGUGUAGUGUAAUUUUUCCAUUCAUACCAAAAGCAGACAGGGCUCCCUAUUUUAUUUUUCUACAACAUUUUCUCCUUUUUCCGGACGUGUUUUUGAGCAGUACAACAAUUUCAUGCUUCAGUUUUUCAUAGAAGUGUUAAGUGUCAGUUUGUGUGAAAGGAAAAAAUAAAGGUUUAAGUUGUCUUUAUGUGUGCUGUCUCAUUUUUUUUCUCAUCCGCUAAUCAGCACUUUCAAACGCCGACUAUGUAGUCGUUGGUUAGUGCGACCAGAGUAGCAACUACCCUCGUUCGUGACUGUCACACAAGUUUAUAAUAAAACUUGAAAAAAAGGUUUAAUGGACAAGAGUUUCUUUAUAACCACCACGUAAAUAUUACAAAGUACCUGGAAUUAGUUAUGGUUUAUUUAAAAUAAAUAACAAAUAUGA
Macrobrachium nipponense is the source of this 1251-nucleotide messenger RNA. Its product is annotated as major centromere autoantigen B-like. Lineage: Eukaryota; Metazoa; Arthropoda; Malacostraca; Decapoda; Palaemonidae. The record is from RefSeq and is a predicted model, not a curated record. The transcript is spliced from 3 exons. Bases 137 to 388 code for a protein of 83 amino acids.